This is a messenger RNA of Aspergillus costaricaensis CBS 115574, 639 nucleotides long. RefSeq lists its product as uncharacterized. NCBI's taxonomy places the organism in Eukaryota, Fungi, Ascomycota, Eurotiomycetes, Eurotiales, Aspergillaceae. Bases 1 to 639 code for a protein of 212 amino acids. The transcript is spliced from 2 exons. The record is from RefSeq and is a predicted model, not a curated record.
AUGCAACCUCGAGCCGAAGGCGAAGACCAACACGAAAGAGAAAGAGAAAGAGAAGCCCCAAGCACAAGCACAAGCACCACCCCCCGACCUCAAGCUCAUUCCAACCCAGACACCACUCCCACCUCCACCACCACGCGCCGUCCGACCCCGUUUCCUUCACACCUCCCAAGACCUAUCGUCCCUCACCCAGCGUCCAGCAGAGGAAGCAGAAGAAGAACCCUUCCACCACCACGGCCCGAGCAACUAGCACGACCACUCCCACGUCACCGUCUCGACUCCCCCAUCCCAACACGACUCCCCCAAAGAACCUCAACAUCCACCACUAUAGAACAGCCCGCACCACCACGUACACGCCUCGAACCGAUAUAUGGAGCCCAAUCAUACGCCUACUGGCUUGGACGACUCGUGACUGUUCUCAACGCCAUACUUUACGCAGACUUAUUCAAUGCGACGGAUCCCGUGACAGGAAUUCGCCCGCCAAGUGUGUUCUCGCUGACUGUGUCAAGGCAUGGGUAUUCUCAGCGGGCAGUGGCUCUUGCUGGGUUGGAUAGGGGCGUGACGGGGAGAUUUAGGAGGGCGUUCAUGAUGCUGGAGGAUGCGUUUGGGUUGUUUAGUCCGUUGUUGGUGGAGAGGCCGUGA